Maylandia zebra (zebra mbuna) is the source of this 1381-nucleotide messenger RNA. It is a transcript of the gene faslg, whose product is annotated as Fas ligand (TNF superfamily, member 6). Gene Ontology annotation, cellular component: membrane. The record is from RefSeq and is a predicted model, not a curated record. Gene Ontology annotation, biological process: positive regulation of canonical NF-kappaB signal transduction; extrinsic apoptotic signaling pathway via death domain receptors; immune response. Lineage: Eukaryota; Metazoa; Chordata; Actinopteri; Cichliformes; Cichlidae. Gene Ontology annotation, molecular function: tumor necrosis factor receptor binding.
CCUUGACAGCUUCUUUUAAGUCAGAGGUGCUCAGACAGAAGCACACACCACCUUUUUGCAGAGGACAUAGAUGCACAUAUCUGUCACACAUCACAGAUCAGUGGUAUGGCCUGCACCGUGAACUUUGAGCAGAACUAUCCAUUUCCACAAAUGUUUCUUGUGGAUGGAGGAGGAGGAGGAAGACAGCAGGAUUCUGCUCAGCCUCCAAGUCUUAUACCCUGCUGGUCCUUCCCGCCUGCCCAGGAGAGAAUGAAGAGCCGUGGGAAGAGUAAGGGCUGCAUGGGAAUCAGCCCCGGGCUUGCAUUGGUCGUGCUCUUUCUGUUUCUGCUCGUGUUUGCAGCCCUGGGAUUUGAAGCCUUUAAGAUUUCCAGGAUAGAGGACCAACUGAGGAACAGUGAUGGAGAGGUGAACCAACCUGCGGCUGAGUUUAGUGUACCCCAGAAGCAAAUCGGUCUUGAUGAAUCUGGCCUUAAUGGUCAGGACAAAAGCAAAAGAUCUGCAGCACAUGUGAUAGGGCGAAUUGAGAAAACAGAAUACCCUAUGACUUUAAGAUGGGAUUCAAGGGCGAGUCGGGCAUUCAUCUCCGGAGCAGUGGCUUAUCUCACUGCAGAUGGUGCUCUGCAGGUCAAUGAGACCGGAUUCUACCACAUUUACUCACGGGUUGAGUUGAUCUUUAAGGAAUGCUCACGUAUAUCCUCAUUUGAUCACACUGUGUUUGUGAGGAGAGCAACAGAUACCCGACCUCGGACUUUGAUGAAAGCCCACAGGGGGGGCUUCUGCCCUCAGCAGACGAGCUACUCGUGGACCACAGAGAGUUACCUCGGCUCGGUCGAGCACUUGGAAAAAUAUGACAGAGUUUAUGUGAAUGUAUCCCACCCAAGAUAUCUUAGUCACUCGCAUUAUGGCAACUUCUUUGGUCUAUACAAAAUCUAAAGAAUCCGGGGUGUUGGGCAUUGUGUCCUAUAUUGAAAUUGUACGCAACUGAAUGUAAACAACUCAGGCAGAAGUGAAACUUACUCAUUACUUUAUUUGACUGAUAUAUCGAAUGUUAUUUCUAUCAUACACAAUAACUGCACUCUGCAUAAUAUGAUCUUUGAAGGUAAAAACAGGGAAAUAGUGCACAUUCUCGUGAAUGGCACCUUAAAAAAGGCAGUGACAUUAAAUUAACCACAUGCAGAAAGAAGUAUUGUGUGUUUUGUUGAUAAUGGGGGAGUCACUUGACACUAAAGUUCUGAUUUAAUUUCAGCAUUUUCUAAGUAUUUAUUUUGGUUUUGAUCUAAAUAUUUGUCUAUAAAACUAAUGUUGUUAUGCUUAAGUUUAAAAGUAUAUACAGAUAAAGUAUAUACUCCUAUUUUCUUUCAACAGGAGACGAAAGAGCAAA